GCCCGUCGCAUCGGGUAAUGUCGGUCGCUGCCUCUGCGCUCGGGGCACGGCUUGGAAGUUCGUCUUCCCUGGUGGGGAUUUGGUUGAGACCGGCUUGUGGAGUGCGGCCCCGCCCUCGUUGUCCGGCAGACGUUCGGAACCUUCGGUCUUCUCGCCGGCCCUAGCGGCACAUCCUCCAUGCGGCCAUCCGGCCAUCGACGCGACGAUUCUUGGACGUCUUUCGGCCAGCGCCGAGGAAUAUCGGACACGGCACGCUUCGGCCUUGACCUGACGCGGACCAGAACCGGCUCCGGAGGCGCUGUUGGGCGAGGAAGCUACCCGUCUCCCCCCAUGUCGGGGUCUCCGCCGCUUCCCCCCAAAACUAGCCCCGAGGUUGCCGAACGGAGCCAGGGGACGUAUCAGGCGACCACACAAGAUGUGUACUCUGGCAUCCCGACAACAACACAGAACGAGGAGAGGACACAGACGGGGGCCGCGGGUGGACCCCGCGCAUUCUUUUCAGAUGCACCAGAACGAGCACCCUACACUUUUCCUCGACUCGAUGCGCCAGGAACAAGGCCGCCACCGCUUUACCCACAACCGCUCGGCCAGGGCACCACUCAGUCAACAGCAUACCUGCCUGGCCCCGGAACUGGGGCGGCCGGGAACCACCCCGGGGCUUUGCCCCCUCCGCAGACAUACCCCUCAGGGGCGCAUCAUCCCACCCCCGACGCCCUGCACGAUACACCGCCAAAGACGCAAAGAAAGACAAAAGGACAUGUGGCAUCCGCAUGCGUGCCUUGCAAAAAGGCACACCUCCGAUGCGACGGUAUGUACCUGGGCUCGUCCUUCGCCGAUAUUAAACUUGAACCAAACAAAGGAACAACCGGGCUAGGCGGGCGGCACUGGCGCUGCGGCUCCGUCGUAGGGGUUUGCGGAAUUAAUUGACAUCAUAUUGUCGAGCAAUUCCGGGACCGUUUAGGCGCGGCAUUCAGCAGUGCCAAGCACCAGCGUGCAACGCCAUUCAAGCUGAGACGGCCCAUUGAUUUGAGUGUCGUCGCACCGGUAAUGGGGUCAUCAGGCUGCAGGAACGGGAGGGGAUGGUUCUCAAGCGGGCGCUAUCUCUUGUCCGUGCUUGGGUCCAGAUGCGCGGGGCGAUUGGUUCGGGGUCGGUGCUGCCCUUCCUCCCUGGGCUACCAUCACUCCAUGCCAGAACGGUUCGCUACUGCAAGGCGGAUGUCUGAUCCUACG
Molecule: messenger RNA, 1230 nt
Organism: Chaetomium fimeti
Lineage: Eukaryota; Fungi; Ascomycota; Sordariomycetes; Sordariales; Chaetomiaceae
Exons: 2
Coding region: 178-927 (249 amino acids)
Source: RefSeq, a predicted model, not a curated record